AUGCGAGCCUUUCUAAAGAGUUCGGAGGGAUGUUUUCGGCUGAAACCGCACACCACGACGAUAGGCAGUCACGAAGGGUCCGACAUCGUCCUGCAGUCCGCAGGCGUAGGAGAUCGUCACGCAGCCCUCGAAUUCGCCGCCUCGGACAACAGCUUCGUCCUUCAGGACUUCAACUCUCCCCACGGCACCUUUGUCAAUGGCUGCCAGGUCCAAAACGCGGCCGUGAAAGUGAGUCCGGGGGAUAUCCUGCGCUUCGGCGCUGGGGGAGCGUCCUUCGAGCUGGUGGUGGAUGGGGCUGCUCAGGUGUCCUGUCCCCCCGUGAAACGCCUCACAGCGUGGACCGGGCAGCUCCAGGGGGUUGCGGAGCCCAAACCCUUGCCUCCCGCCUCUCGUCCCCACCUCCCCUGGCUGCAGUGGCGGCAUCCCCCCGACUCUCCCGGCAGCUGGGCUCCCGGAGCAGCCGGCCACGUGCCCCAUCCGCCGCUGCGGAAGCGACCCCUGAGCGCCAGGGCUAGGAGCGUGGCCGCCGCCGUCUCGCCGGACACUUGCAGUAGGAGCUCCGCGGCGAGGCCAGUCCCGACCGGCGUCUCAGGCGAUGGUGCGAGCGGUGUGGGCAGAGCCCCUUCCCCGGGGACUCACGACGCGAAUUUCCUCCCGCGGGAGAAGGGUGCAAAGCUUCUGCGGCUGGAGAAGGAAAUCGGUCGCCCCUCUGGUUUGGAAACGGAAUCAAAGGAGAAAGGUGCAGCGAUAAGAGAUCUGCAGGAGGAGAUUGCGGCGAUGGCAAAGACCUUGGCUCAGGCGGCGGCGAGGAACGAGGUAGAGCUGUCCCAGAAGCUGCUCGCCUUCGACCGAGAGCUGGGAGCCAAAAGGGAGGAGAUCGAAGCCUUGAGGGAACAGAUCGGCAAGCUGCAGAAAGGCUCGAGCCAGGUUUUUGGCCAUUCCCUCUACGAGAGAGACCUGGAGAUCGGAAGGCUGCGGAAAGAAAGCGAGAAGUUGAAGAGGGACCACGCUUUGGCUGCAGGCCUAGCGACCAGCCUGCAAAGGGCGAUGGCUGGGAAGGAGCAGAAAAUCCAGCGGCUCAAGGAAGAUGUUGAAAAACUGAAGAAGGAGAGCAGAGAAAAGGACGAUCGGCUAGCAAUCGUUUCUGCCAAGUGCUCCAGAAUUCAAGAGGAACUGAAGCACGACGUCGGAGAGCGAGAAGGAAUCGCAUGCCGAAAGCGCAUCGGGGAGCUGGAACGCGACCUGGAGGGGCUGCAGGGGGAAGUCCAGAAGUACCGCACCGAGCAGGAGAGCCUCCGAAAGCGGCUGGCCGAGAAAGCCAAGGCUGAGGAGGAGCUGCGAGAAGCCUGCGCCAGGCAAGCUCUGCAGCUGGAGGAGAUGGGGCGCAGGGAGCGCCUGCUGCGAGCCGACGUGGGGCAGGCCAAGGAGCAGCUGGAGUCCUUCAAAACCCAAGUGAUGCGAGUCUGUUCUCCAGCAGCAGCAGCAGCGGCAGGCGUCGCAGGGAAAGCCGUAACAGAGCAGCAGGUGAUAGAGAAGGUCAGGCAGAUCUCUGACGAGAACCAACAAAGUGGCGAGAGAGAGAAGCGUCUCCAGGAGGAAUUAAGCUCCAGGCUCUCGAAGGAAAAGGAGGUGUCUGCCGACGUCGAGGCGUUGAAGAAAUCCCUGCGGGAGCUCCAGGCUUGCCUGCGGAGCUCGUGCAGCAGCGCCAGCCUGCGAGGGGAGCUGGGGAGGCUGGAGGCGGCGUGCCUGGAUCCCUCUGUCUCGGCCAUCAGGGCAGCGGUGGUGGAAAUGGCGGGCGUCCCCCUCUCCUGGCUGGAGGGCGCGGAGCGGCUCCUGGCCAGCGCGGGGAUGGACCUGCGCGCCUCCGGCAAAGGGCUGUUGGCUGCUCUCGGGAGUUUGCUGGAAAACACUCGGGAAACCGCACAGAGGAAUCGGAUGCUACAGGCCCAGUUAGAGAGGGUUCAGGAGUCGCAGGCGGCUUUGCUGCGGGAGCACGUGAAGGAGCUGGAAGCGAAACACGAGCAAGACCUACAGAUGCGAAUCAAGCAAACGGUGUUGGAAAAGGACAAGGAGAACAAAGAGAUUCUGGCGAGCGCUGUCGCCAAGGCGAAGGAGGAGUGCGAGCGAUCCGUGGAGGAAGAACAGAAGAAGGUCCGAGACCUGGAGGGCCGCCUGAGAAGCGUGACCGAGGCAAUAGCGAGGAAGUCAAAGGAGCAGGAGGUGACGGACUGCAAACUGAGAGAAGCUGUGCAGAAGCUGGAGGAAGCCGCGACACGAGAGGCGGCGUUACAGCAGCGGGUGCUCGGGCGAGACGAGCGGCUCAAGACCGUUCAGGAGGAGAUAGAGUUAGAGAGGCAGAAACGGCAGGAAGAAAUCGCGGAGUAUAAAGAGCAAAGCAAGCAGCAUUCUCUGACAAUUGUGGCUUUAGAGGACAGGCUGCUGGAGGCAAAGCAGCAGCAGAAGACACUGGAGGAGGAGCGUGCGGCGCUCGUGGAGAAAAUGGAAGGAUUUCGGGGUGAUGCCAGCGAGCCGACCUUGGGAGCUUGGCCGGAGGUUUGUCCCGCCGCAGAGUCGCACGGUUGCCUGAGGAAAUUCAGGGAGGAGCUGGCAGCGGCGCAGAGCGCGCUCCUGUCCAAGGAGGCCGUCAUCGCCGGACUAAGCAGAGAGCUCGCGGGAACCAGGGCCAGGAUGUCGGACGUGAGAGGGGAGCUGGGCGAGGAGCAGAAGGUGGAACUGGAGCGGAACCGGAGCCGGCUGAAACGCCAAGCGGAACUGAACCUGCUCCGAGAGAAGCUAUCGCAGAUGUCCGGCCUCGUGGAGAAGAAGGAUCGAGCCCUGGAAGUGGCAGCUGAAGAGUUAAGGCAAGCCCGAGCCCAUGGCCAGGCGCUGACGGAUGCCUCCCGAGAAAUGGCGGAAAAGCCCAAGGAUGCUCCUGGGACGCCGGUGCAGGCGGGCGAAGCCUCCGAGAGGGCGUGCUGGCGGCGCUCUGGACUCGAAGGUGGGUGCUGCUGCUGCAGCAGCAGCAGAUGGCGGGACUGGAGAGUUGUACAUCCUGUACCGCAACGGCGGCAGACAGCGUGCCGGCGACAAAGGCUGGAUGUGUGGGGGCCGAGCGGUGACUCACAGGCAGAUGACGAGCGGGAGGAGCCGGCGUUGGACUUGGCCGACCUCGGCGCGAAAUGCCGAGGCCUGCGGCACGAGGAAACGAUCCGGCGCCAAAAAGAAGGCUUGGCCGAGCUCCGGGAGAGAGUAAAGGCGCUGGAGAAGAGGCAGUCCUCAGCUGCCACGAAGAAGGGUUCGGAGGCGCUGGUGGUCCUGCCGAAAGACUUACCAGAGGAAACGGUCCGGCAAAGAGGUCUCGAGAAGGAACCUGCUCCCGUGUCGGGCACGAAACUGAAGGCCGGCAAGGUUCCUGGCCACGUUCCUAACGGCUCGGACGGGGCGGCGAGCUCGGCGAUGGCUGACGCGCCAGACCUCGGCGAGCAGAUGUACCUGGACGUCAUUGGUGCUCUGGGAAGGCUGAUGAAGGUGAAGGAGCUGUCAGGAAUGCAGUCUCUGAAGUACCUGCCUCCGGAGGAGAGGGAAAAAGCGGGCCUGCGGAGACGGAAGGACCUGGAGCUGCUGUACGAGAAGAUCAGGACCCUCCAGAGUCGCCUGGAGAGAAAAGAAGAAAUGCUGAAAGAUUACGAGGCCAGCGUGGAGCAGCUCAGGCUGAACCAAGCAUCCCUGCGAAGGUGCCAGGAGGAGGUGUCCAAACUAGAAGAUGAAGCCUCCAGGGAGGCGGAAGAGAAGGCUCUGCUGAAGGAGGCUCUGGAGAGGACGCAGCUCCAGCUGAACCAGGAGAAGAGGCUGCUGCGAGCAGCCAAACCGCGCAAGAGCCUUGCGGAGGACCAGGCGAAGGAGCCUCCAGGCUGUGCCCGUUCUCCAGAAGGCAGACCUGGAGCCAAGAAGCCUGUCUGCUCGGGGAAGCUGAAGGCCGAGGAGCGCAGGGCAGAAGCCGUCAAGAUGGGAAGCGCGUAG
Molecule: messenger RNA, 4020 nt
Organism: Gymnogyps californianus (California condor)
Lineage: Eukaryota; Metazoa; Chordata; Aves; Accipitriformes; Cathartidae
Gene: FHAD1
Product: forkhead associated phosphopeptide binding domain 1
Molecular function (GO): protein binding
Source: RefSeq, a predicted model, not a curated record